UUAUUUCAUAUCUUGAAGGCAAUACAUUUCUUCCAAGAAUCGAACACACUAUCAAUGUCACACUAAAGUCAUAUUUCCAUUCAUGUGGUUCAAAUAAUAAUAAACGACUCUCUUAAAACUUGAAAUACGGGUAUCCAGUCACCUGAUGGUUUCUUACAAGAAGUAACAAGUUGUAGCAUUGAUAAAAAUAGCUCCAAAUCGAAAUUUCGAAGCGUCUUUAACAUUUCUUUUCCUUUGGAAAUUUAUUUAUAUAAUGGCUGCAACAAGUUUGGACUAUCGCGAUUUCUCUCUUGUUUGCAAAGCUUUCCAACUAAAAGAAAAUGGCCCAAAUGGAAUGAUUUGCCUUUGCGGGCUGGACAAAGAGGAUAUUAUUUUUUCAAAAGAUGAAGAAAGCGAUAUUGAUUCUGUUAAUAGUUGGGGAUUACGAGUGUCUCCUAUGAUUAACGAUUUUAUCCUAUUAGAAACUAUAAUGGUACCAACAUGUGAUGAUGAUAUUUCAUCAAUUGAAAAGUUGAGAAAGAUUUUUCGUGAUAUGUCACCUUACAAGAGAUUGGUGUGGUGCGGCCGCCUUCUGAUUGAAUUCCACGAAGAAAACCAAGGCAGUCGGUAUUUAUCGUCUGCUCUGAAGUUUUAUGUGAAAGCGAUUGAAUACAUGAGAAGCGUUCCCGUUUGCCAGAUCUUUCCUGAUGAUACGAAAAUUAAAGAACUUGUAAAGCUUUCAUCUAAAUUUCGCGUUCACCAGAGUGCAUUUAUCGAACUUCUCAGAUUGUUUAGCACACAUGGAUUUUUUUAUUUGUUGUCUUCUCCGACUAUCGAUUAUGUUUUAUUGUUAGAAGAUAUAUUUAGAGCAACAAACGAACUUAAAAUAGAUAUAUUGGUAUUAUGGAAAAAAGUAGACAACAGAUCUUACCUUUUAUUUAAUGAUUUUGUUCAUAAAAACAUUGAAGCUUUUAUUCCAUUAAUCAAAUUUGGAAAGACAGAGUGUAUAUCAAUAGAGAGUGGUGAAUAUUUGACGUCAUCAUUCAUCCGUUUUCCUAUGUCAGUAACAGUGAACAGUGACUAUAGAUACAACUCACAAACAUCGAGUUUAAACCAAUUAUAGGACACUGCGCACUGAAGUUCUUGUGGAAUAGUAUAACAGAGCCAUUCCUGUCUCAGGAGGAGUUCAAAAAGAGUGUCAUAGCAAUCGAAUCAUUUGAUGAGCGAAAUGUCUUGACUGUAGCAUGGGAUUGGUAUGUAAGUCAUGUGCUGGAAAACGUCAUUUCACCCAGAGGACCAAGGUCUCCGGUCCAUCUUUCAAGGUGUUCCGUUCGUCGGCAACUGGCAACAUGCCUUCAGCUUCCGUGUGGUGUUGACCAGCUUGAUAUACCGAAGAUUUUAAAAGAUUAUAUUCUUUUGGAACAUUGAAAGCCUUUCACCAAUGCAGAGCUGAAAAAGCUGUAUAAUUUCGAUGAAUAAAUUUCAUUCUAAUAAAUAAAUUGCAAUUGCU
Messenger RNA from Parasteatoda tepidariorum (common house spider), 1489 nucleotides. The record is from RefSeq and is a predicted model, not a curated record. Lineage: Eukaryota; Metazoa; Arthropoda; Arachnida; Araneae; Theridiidae.